Molecule: messenger RNA, 1791 nt
Organism: Penicillium brevicompactum
Lineage: Eukaryota; Fungi; Ascomycota; Eurotiomycetes; Eurotiales; Aspergillaceae
Gene: atg22-1
Product: putative autophagy protein Atg22
Exons: 2
Coding region: 1-1791 (596 amino acids)
Biological process (GO): amino acid transmembrane export from vacuole
Source: RefSeq, a predicted model, not a curated record
AUGACUACACCGAAUACUGAAGCACUCCCUCAGUUUCCUGGUGAUGACACCAGGCCAACCAGCAAGAGGGAGCUGGCUGGCUGGUAUUGCUAUGGUUGGGCUGCUGAAGUCUUUGUAGUGUGUGCCAUGGGCUCCUUUCUCCCCAUCACCUUAGAGCAAAUGGCUCGAGAUCGGGGUGUCUUGCUCUCAGAUAAAACAACACCAUGCAGUGCGACUUGGAAUCCGUCACUGCCACCAGAUGAGAAUACACUGGGCUUCCAGACCAACGCGAAUGGAGGCCAGUGCAUUAUCUAUUUUCUUGGAGCCGAAAUCAACACCGCGAGUUUUGCUUUGUAUACGUUCUCGUUGAGCGUCUUGGUCCAAGCAAUCCUGAUCAUUUCAAUGUCGGGCGCCGCUGAUCAUGGAACUUAUCGCAAGAAACUCCUGGUGAUUUUCGCCUUCGUUGGCUCAGUUGCAACCAUGUUGUUUUUGGCUAUCGUGCCGAGAGUAUACCUUCUAGGUGGACUUCUAGCAAUUAUUUCUAAUACUUGCUUUGGUGCGUCGUUUGUGCUUCUCAAUUCGUUCCUCCCUGUUCUGGUUCGCCAUCACCCAACCUUGCUCAGAGAGAGAGACGGAGAGAGGCCGUCGGAUGAGUUCACGGCCGUCCCUAGUGAUGAGGUCCCCUCUCCUGGAGCGACCGACCACACAAAUCCAGAUGACACUACACCACUACUUAGACCCAGAGCUGAUGCUAAAGAAUCAUCCUCCACUACGACUUCUCUGGAGCUCAAACUCUCCACUGGGAUCUCGUCUAAUGGCAUCGGGAUCGGGUAUAUCGGGGCGGUCAUUCUCCAGGUAAUCUCCAUCUUGGUCGUCGUAGUCGUGCGGCCCGCAACGUUCUCGCUGCGUCUUGUGCUAUUCUUAAUUGGUCUAUGGUGGUUCGUGUUCACCAUCCCUGCAGCUUUGUGGCUCCGCACUCGGCCCGGUCCGCCUUUACUAGACAGUGAUGGGAAACCGCUCCAUUCGUGGAUUGGGUACAUGGCUUAUGCUUGGAAGUCCCUCGGGAAGACUGUGAUGCGAGCGCGACGCUUGAAAGAUAUCGGGAUUUUCCUUGCCGCCUGGUUUCUGCUCAGCGAUGGAAUCGCCACUGUCAGCGGCACCGCUGUUCUGUUUGCCAAAACACAAUUGGACAUGCAGCCCGCCGCUCUAGGACUGAUCAAUGUGAUCGUCAUGGUUGCAGGGGUAUUCGGUGCGUUCUCUUGGAGCUACAUCUCGACUUAUUUCGAUCUACGAGCUUCACAAACCAUCAUUGCAUGCAUCGUCCUAUUCGAGCUGAUUCCGUUGUAUGGUCUUUUGGGAUUCAUUCCGGCUGUGCAACGCGCCGGACUUGGCCUUCACCAGCCGUGGGAAAUGUACCCUUUGGGCGCGGUUUACGGCCUCGUUAUGGGCGGAUUGUCAUCCUACUGCCGGAGCUUCUUCGGAGAGCUCAUUCCUCAAGGUUAUGAAGCAGCUUUCUAUGCACUUUAUGCGAUCACCGACAAAGGAUCCAGUGUGUUUGGACCGGCCAUUGUCGGGACCAUCACCGAUCGAUACGGAGAGAUCCGCCCCGCAUUUGGGUUUUUGGCGAUUUUGAUUAUCGUGCCACUGCCACUCAUGCUUUUAGUGGAUGUGGAUCGUGGGAAGCGGGAUGCCUUAGCACUGGGGGCUGAACUAGACGGCAUACCCGAAGGGGCUGGAUAUGGGGCCACUUCUGAGGCCAGUUCCCAGGGCCUCGAAGGGGAUGUGAUAGAAGGGGAUGCGGUAGAGAAUUAA